AUGGGCCCGCGCCGCCGGGGCCGCAAGCCCGAAACCCCAAGGAGACGCACGGCGAGCCCGGCACCCCCUACCCCGCGUCCGGCCCCCUCCACAGGCACUCCCUUCCGUCGAGCUCGUCACCGGAGACAUCUGAUUCUGAGGGAGAUCAAAAAUCUUCAGAAGAGCACAAACCUUUUGUUAAGGAAGACCCCCUUCUGCCGCCUGGCAAGAGAAAUAUGUGUUAAAUUCACUCGUGGUGUAGACUUCAAUUGGCAAGCUCACGCCCUGUUGGCCCUACAAGAGGCGGCAGAAGCGUUUCUUGUCCAUCUCUUUGAGGACGCCUAUCUCCUCUCGCUCCACGCUGGCCGCGUUACUCUCUUCCCGAAGGAUGUGCAGCUGGCCAGGCGGAUCCGCGGCAUCGAGGAGGGGCUCGGCUGA
This is a messenger RNA of Pteronotus mesoamericanus, 417 nucleotides long. It is a transcript of the gene CENPA, whose product is annotated as centromere protein A. NCBI's taxonomy places the organism in Eukaryota, Metazoa, Chordata, Mammalia, Chiroptera, Mormoopidae. The record is from RefSeq and is a predicted model, not a curated record. Bases 1 to 417 code for a protein of 138 amino acids. Gene Ontology annotation, cellular component: nucleosome. The transcript is spliced from 4 exons. Gene Ontology annotation, molecular function: DNA binding; protein heterodimerization activity; structural constituent of chromatin.